AUGGCCAGCUGCUUGGUACCUGCACUGCUACUGCUACUGCUUCUAGACGUGCGGCAGGAAUGCCCGGAGGCCGUCGCUGCCCAUCCUCGCAACGGUAUAGGCCAUGUGCGUGUAGGGCACGCCAACAACCGCAGCCUACCCGCCUCUCCAACAGGAUCGCGGAGCUCUGUAGCACCGAAUCCAUGCGUGGACGCGGCCGACGCGUGCACCGCCGACGAGCGGUGCCAUCGGCUGCGCACCGCGUACGUGGUGCAGUGCUUGGGUCGUGCCGCGCCAGGGGGCUGCCCCCGCGCCCGCUGCCGCCGCGCCCUGCGCCACUUCUUCGCCCGCGGGCCGCCCGCGCUUACACACGCGUUGCUUUUCUGCCCUUGCGGCGGCCCCGCGUGCGCAGAGCGCCGGCGCCAGACCUUCGUGCCCUCCUGCGCUUUCUCAGGGCCUGGCCGGGCGCCACCUUCCUGCCUCGGGCCCUUAGACGCCUGCGAGCACAGCCGGAUCUGCAGGUGCCGGAGGAGGCCCCGCCUCCUGGCCUUCCAGGUCUCCUGCGCGACCACAGCCAGCAGCCAUGACGGCUGCCUCCAAGACCAGGCCCCAAGCUGCCUGCGCGCCUACGCCGGCCUCGUGGGCACAGCCAUCACGCCCAACUACGUGGACAACGCAAGCGCGCGCGUGGAGCCCUGGUGCGACUGCAGAGCCAGCGGAAAUCGGCGUGAGGAGUGCGAAGUCUUCCGGGGGCUCUUUACGAGGAACCGCUGCUUGGACAGUGCCAUACAGACCUUUGACCGUGGGUGGCCCCCAAUCCUACGUAACCAGUUGGACUCCCACCAGAACCCUGGGCAGAGUCUCCUGCAGAUCUGGACACUGUUUAUCAUGCUCUAAGGUGUACAUCUGAACAGACUUGUAGGCAAAACUCGCUCUGGUACUCCAGCAUUUUAUGGCAUCCUCCUAGUUAGGCACCACCCAUCAUGAUAGACACCGGCACCGCAUCACUAACGCUGGCAGAUUGCUUCCUGUCUUUGAUGUGCUGCUUGUUGGACACCACCUUGAGUGAGAAUCCAGUUCCCUGCGUUGCACUGGCCAUGUAGCCAUCUUCCCUGUGGUUCAGCCCAGCACUAGGACUGACAUCCAUAACUCAAUAAACCCAUGUGCACUGAGACUGGCCCUGUUGUCAUGUGAUCUGUGUUCUGGGAGCCGGGAGCCCAAGGUCAGCUGCAGGGUGUGCCUCUGCUGGCCUCUGUGACCUUGGAUGGCCUCGGAACCUCUCCAGGCAUCAUCUUCUCAGGACCUGUGGAUGCUGAACUGAAUCAACUGUCAGGUCCAGUGCCGGAGAUCUUGGCU
This is a messenger RNA of Capra hircus (goat), 1335 nucleotides long. RefSeq names its product GDNF family receptor alpha 4 (gene GFRA4). NCBI's taxonomy places the organism in Eukaryota, Metazoa, Chordata, Mammalia, Artiodactyla, Bovidae. Gene Ontology annotation, biological process: nervous system development. Gene Ontology annotation, cellular component: external side of plasma membrane; signaling receptor complex. The record is from RefSeq and is a predicted model, not a curated record. Gene Ontology annotation, molecular function: glial cell-derived neurotrophic factor receptor activity. Bases 1 to 876 code for a protein of 291 amino acids. The transcript has 7 exons.